Molecule: messenger RNA, 1126 nt
Organism: Camarhynchus parvulus
Lineage: Eukaryota; Metazoa; Chordata; Aves; Passeriformes; Thraupidae
Gene: RRH
Product: retinal pigment epithelium-derived rhodopsin homolog
Exons: 7
Coding region: 84-1118 (344 amino acids)
Biological process (GO): visual perception; G protein-coupled receptor signaling pathway
Cellular component (GO): photoreceptor outer segment; membrane
Molecular function (GO): G protein-coupled receptor activity
Source: RefSeq, a predicted model, not a curated record
GUGAGUCUGUUGAAUAAUGAAAGAAUUUGCCUGACAGGGUUUUGUAGUGUUUCGUCUUCUUGAUGAAUUAUUUUAGAGGCUAGAUGACAAUGCAUUGGAAUGACUCAUCCAAUUCCUCAGAAAGUGACAAUGAAGCUCAUUCAGCCUUCACACAGACUGAGCACAACAUAGUUGCAGCUUACUUAAUAACAGCAGGAGUGAUAAGCAUUUUCAGUAACAUUGUUGUGUUAGGCAUCUUUGUUAAGUACAAAGAGCUUCGGACAGCAACCAACGCAAUUAUUAUCAACUUGGCUUUUACUGAUAUUGGUGUUAGUGGCAUUGGUUACCCCAUGUCUGCUGCCUCAGACCUGCAUGGAAGCUGGAAAUUUGGAUAUACUGGAUGCCAGAUCUAUGCUGCCUUAAAUAUCUUUUUUGGGAUGGCGAGUAUUGGUUUGCUGACUGUUGUUGCUGUUGAUCGUUACCUGACCAUCUGCAGGCCUGAUAUAGGAAGAAGAAUGACCACCCGUAGCUAUGCCACUCUCAUCCUUGCUGCUUGGAUAAACGCAGUCUUCUGGUCUUCCAUGCCUACUGCAGGCUGGGCCAGCUACGCUCCCGAUCCCACCGGAGCAACGUGCACAGUAAACUGGAGGAAAAAUGAUGCGUCCUUUAUUUCCUACACAAUGAGUGUAAUUGCUGUUAAUUUUGUUGUGCCCUUAACAGUCAUGUUUUACUGUUAUUACAAUGUUUCCCGGACAAUGAAACAAUAUGCCAGCAGUAACUGCCUGGAGAGCAUUAAUAUAGAUUGGUCUGACCAAGUAGAUGUGACAAAGAUGUCUGUUGUGAUGAUUAUAAUGUUCUUGGUGGCAUGGUCUCCAUAUUCUAUUGUGUGUUUGUGGUCUUCCUUUGGAGACCCAAAGAAAAUUUCUCCUGCAAUGGCCAUCAUAGCUCCUCUCUUCGCAAAAUCUUCCACAUUCUAUAAUCCCUGCAUUUAUGUCAUUGCAAACAAAAAGUUUCGGAGGGCAAUCCUGGCAAUGGUGCGAUGUCAGACAAGGCAAGAGAUAACCAUAAACAAUGCUUUGCCCAUGAGUGUGUCUCAAAGUGCACUGACAUCGCAGAACUCCAGUCAUUUGCCUGCAUAAGUUGCAUG